AUGUCUGAUCUGAACGGAGCCACAUACACCUCUCAUGUCCAGUCUGCGCAACUGGCAUCUGGCCAUACAUACCGCUACAUCCAUCACCCUCCUCAACCUCAUCGCCACGGCAACGAAAAGCCAACAAUCCUUUUCCUCCACGGGUUUCCAUCGUCGUCUUAUGAUUGGCGAUAUCAAUUUGAGCAUUUCGCAUCACGCGGAUACGGCGUGCUUGCCCCUGAUCUUCUUGGCUACGGGGGUACAGACAAGCCAGAAGACGCGAAUGCGUAUACGUUGAAGAAGCAGACUGAUGAGGUUGUGGAACUGCUGAAUUGUGCUGGUAUUGGAAAGGGCGGGGUCGUCAGUGUGGGGCAUGAUUUCCACAAACAGCUCACAGAUACUAGGGGCUCUAUCCUUCUCUCUCGCGUCGUGACUUACUAUCCCAACCUCUCCAGCAAGUAUGUUUUUCUAGAUAUCGGAUACUCACCACCACCUCUGCUUCUCACAGCGAAGGGUAUCGAUGCGCUAAAUGCAGAGACGCUGGCUACAGAAGGAUACGAGCCGAGUGGCUAUUGGGCUUUCUUUAAUCAAACAGGAGCUGGGAAGAUUUUGAACGACCACCAAGAUUCGUUCUGGUCUGUCAUGUACACAAACGACGACCCGACUUACUGGAAGACUGUCUAUGGACCGACGGGUGCUUUGAAGGCAUUUGUUGAAGCAAAUAAGAGGGCACCAACGGGAGGUUUUGUCUCCGUAAAGGACAACGCAAUCCACGAUCGCAUCUUCGCUGCUGAUAAAGGAGGAUAUGAACCUACACUCAAUCACUACCGGGCGCUGUACCGCGACCUGAACGCUGUUGAUGAAAAAGUAAUUCCAACAUCAGCAGCCAACAUCACCAAGCCCGUUCUCUUACUCACCGCCACCAAUGACCCGAUUGGCACUCCGAAGCGCGCUGAGCAGGGACUCCGUUCUUUCGCACCUGAUUUAAAGGUGCAGGCGAUCGAUUCUGGACACUUCAUGAUGGUGGAGCAGGCAGAUGAAGUCAAUAAGGCUAUCAGUGACUUCUUUGAGGGAUAG
This is a messenger RNA of Bacidia gigantensis, 1056 nucleotides long. RefSeq lists its product as uncharacterized. The transcript has 6 exons. Bases 1 to 1056 code for a protein of 351 amino acids. NCBI's taxonomy places the organism in Eukaryota, Fungi, Ascomycota, Lecanoromycetes, Lecanorales, Ramalinaceae. The record is from RefSeq and is a predicted model, not a curated record. Gene Ontology annotation, molecular function: catalytic activity.